Messenger RNA from Nilaparvata lugens (brown planthopper), 5086 nucleotides. It is a transcript of the gene retn, whose product is annotated as protein dead ringer. The record is from RefSeq and is a predicted model, not a curated record. The transcript is spliced from 11 exons. Gene Ontology annotation, cellular component: nucleus. Gene Ontology annotation, biological process: regulation of transcription by RNA polymerase II. Lineage: Eukaryota; Metazoa; Arthropoda; Insecta; Hemiptera; Delphacidae. Bases 209 to 1948 code for a protein of 579 amino acids. Gene Ontology annotation, molecular function: DNA binding.
GACCUCAGUUCCCCGCCAACCGUGGACUUGCGCAGGUCUUCUGGUCCCGGUGCUCUUGCGUGAUAACUGUGUGUGAAAGACGUUUGCAACCUUCUUCUUUUGCUACCUACCUUUGUGCCAGUGUGCGCGGCGCACUUUUUUUGGGUUCUGUGCUCGGUAAUCUGUCAAAAUUAGGGUCAAAAAUCGAGAACCGGUGCCGGUCUAUCAGAUGGAGAUGGACCACAGAGAUAGCGAUAUUGAGGGCAGCGUGUGCUCUCCCGACUACGUGGCAGGUCGCCGAAUAUUCGACAAUGGCUCUCGGAUAUCCGAAGCAUUCUGUUCUCCCAUAAUGAAAAUGGCUCAAGACUCCGACAAUAGGUCUGGAGCCGAAAUGAGCGAAAAUGAAGAGGAUAGUGAUGAUGCCAUACAACAGAGGCAUCAGGCUACACCUCCCACCCCUCCCACGUCGCUAACAGUCACUCCAAACUCCGAACACGAUAUCAUCACUAAAAUAAAGAGAGAACGCGACGAACUAGACAGAAACGAGCACGCGAAAUCUGUGGUGCACUCCACUCUACAGCAGCUGAGCUCGGGAGGCGGUUCCGCCUCCGGUGAUCUCCUGCCUCCUAAUUUUCCUCUACCCCUGCCAUUUCCCUUCCCUCCACCGGCAGCCUUCCUGCAGCCUGCCCCCGCCUACCCUCCCGCCCACCAUCACCAGCCGCCUCCAACAACCGCCCCCGGCGGCCUGCCGCCUUCAAGCAGUUCAUCAGAGUCGUCAACCACCUCCUCGUCAGCAGCCCAGCAACAGACCUGGUCUUUUGAAGAGCAGUUCAAGCAGGUGCGUCAGUUGUAUGAGCUGAGUGAUGAUCCCAAGCGUAAGGAGUUCCUAGAUGACCUUUUCAGCUUCAUGCAAAGGAGAGGUACACCAAUUAACCGAUUGCCGAUAAUGGCCAAGUCAGUGCUGGACCUGUACGAGCUGUACAACCUGGUGAUUCAGCGCGGCGGACUUGUUGACGUCAUCAACAAGAAGCUGUGGCAGGAGAUCAUCAAAGGCCUGCAUUUGCCCUCAUCCAUAACUUCGGCCGCGUUCACUCUCAGAACACAGUACAUGAAAUACUUGUACCCGUACGAGUGUGAGAAGCGACGUCUGAGCACGCCAGUGGAACUGCAGGCGGCGAUAGACGGCAACCGACGCGAGGGACGCAGGGGCAGCUACGGGUAUGGCGACGUGAUGGCGGGUCACCACCAGCAACGCAGCCCCACGCAGAUGAGUCCGCUCAGCCUCGUGACGGGCAUCUCGCAUCUCGCCCCGCAUCACGCCUCUUCUCGGCCGCAUCUCAACGGCAACUCCCAGCAUCAUCACGGUCAUCACCAUCUCCUUCCAAUGCCAUGCAAGGUUUGUCCUCUUCCGGGAGUGGUGCCGCCGGAGUUUGAGGCCAGAAUGGUCGAAUAUGUCAAAUUCCUGAACAAGGAGCUCAGGAACUCAGCGUCAACACCUCCAAACCAUAGGCAAAAUUCGCCGCCAGGUUCACCGCACGAGCCGUCGUUCAGCGAGAUGUCCCGCCUCUCGCUGUGGAACCUGUACCACGGGGGCGGCAGCACCGCCUCUUCACCGCCUCCGGCCCCAGCUGCCGCCUCUCACUCCUCCAGCCCUGCCACCCCCGAGCCACAGAAGGAACCCAUCAAUCUGGAGAAACGCGAGUCGAGUUCGGCGUCGCCACCCGCCAAGCGAUUCGUCUGCGACAGUCCUGAGCCAAAGUAUGAGCCAAAGCAUACCCCCUCCAAGCUGCCGCACAUCAAGAUCUCCAACAAAGGUGACGGUCGAACAUCAGAGAGCUCCCUAGUGGUCACAAUAGACAUAAAUGGCAUCGAAUACAGAGGUGUGGUGUUUGCGCAGACUCCUCAUACGGCUAACAACAACAAUAACAGCAGUAACAACAACAACACCAGCACUAGGCAUUCGUCAUGAACACAUAGUUACAAUGCUAAAUAACUACAACUUUAGCUGUUCAUGUAUUUAUUUUUAUUAUUCUGUGCAUUAUUUUUUGCAUUCAGAGUAUUCUGGAUGGUUGCCGCCAUCUUAUCCUGCUGCUAUCAUCCUGUGUAUUGCAUCAAAAUUGUGAAAAAAUGGAGAAAAUUGAAUGAAAGUGGUUAUUGAGACAAGGGAUAUUGGUGAGACAAAUUUAGAGAAUGUUACCUGGCAUUCAUUGUGAGCUUGUUUUACCUAAUGUAGAAGAACGAGUAUCAUCUUUAUAUUAUUUAUAAUCGCACUUACAGAUUAUAAUAGGCCUAAUGAUCUAGAGAGAACAUUUUUAAAGUCGUUGGAAAUCUCAUUAUCUAAUCUAUUGAAUUGUCAUUUGUUCUAUCAAUUUAUGAGGAUAAUUUGCUCGUGUAUUAAUAAAAUGAUGAUUAUAUCAAUAGAUCAAUAUUCUCAUAUAAUCAGAAAAAUGAUUCCAACAUGAAUGUACAGUAAAUGUAACUCUUCCCUACUAGCGUUGAUAAUGAUAAUUACUGAUUCUACAUGAAUAAAAUUUUCAAGAACAAAUAUUUUUCUAUUAAAAGCCAGGAUGGUGAUGAUGGCUUUCAGGAUAACAAUUCCACGAUCAACAUCCAAAGAUUUACUUUAAAACAACUUUAAAUCGUUUAAAACUAUUGCACUUAGAAUAAAGUAUUUCAUAGCUGUGAAUAUUCAUUCUAUUGUAAUUUUAUUUUUUUUACUCUAGUGUACUGUUUUUGGUAUGAAUUGUAAAUAUUAGUUGAUACGUCCCUUACGGUACUUCUUGGUUAGCUGAAUAUUGUUAAAUUAUACGAAAACUGCUUUUUUGACUGAAUAAUUAGAAUAAUAAUAGUUUGCACAGAAAAUAAACGUUCCCAGUAAUGUUGUGCGCUUUCAAACAUGUAUGAUAAAUAAUUUUUGUCUCGAAAAUUUGUUUCAAAUUGUUAUUGAUUUGAAGAAAUUUCGAAUUUCCAAUAUUGUUCACUAUUGUAGCCUACAUGGAGCAUGGAGCCGGAAUUCAUGUUGCCUUUGAUCUGAUUUCGAUUACGUAGAUAGAUUCUAGAUAGUCAUGUAAAAAGUCAUAGGAUUUAGUUGAUUACUAGGUUUAAAAUUAGCUACUAUUUAUAAAUGUAAGUUAUUAUUUCAUUAUUGUUGUCUUUAUGUGUUAUUUGUGUACAUCUACUGAGACAAGCAUACUAGCUUUGGAGCAUCGGUUUUUAUACUCUAUUUAAAUUAUUAUUUUUUAUUUAUCGUACUAUUCAAAAGCCCAAACGAGAAUUGUGAUUUUAUCAUUGAAAACAAACACUACUACCUUAUUAUAAAUUGAUUAAAAUCUCAAAAAUAAUAUUCAGCUUGAAGAUUUAGUCAUACUUAGUUUUCUUGAGUAGGUGUGACCCAUUCAUCAAUUUAGAAACGAUCUUAGAUUAAUAUUGAAAUGCUAAGGUUGUUACUGAAACGUAGAGUUACAUGCAUAUCAUGAAAACAUUAGUUUAGUUUUUAAACAGCUUGAAGAAUUCAUUCUUGCUCCUAUCAGGGAAACAAUUAAAAUAGCAUUAGACUAGGGUACCUCAUGUAUAAAGCUUGAUAAACAAUUAAUCUGAACAUUGAUUGGUAUUGUUCCAAAAAACAACUUCUUUCUUACAAUGUAGGAACCGGUACCUACCGCAUUUUUUAGUGAUAAGAUCAGUAAAUCUUUUGAGGUAUUCUGAUGAAACAAACAUUCGUCUUGAACAAGUUUAAAACAUUUUAAACAUGUCGAGAAAAUUAUAUUUAUAUGUUUGAAACGAAUGUACAGAGUGGAGCAGGAGAACAAGAGAUGUUUAAUAUGUUAGUUCACAGCUACCACAGAGUUGGUAGUUAUUCGAAAUUUCAGAGAAUAUUUUAGCAGCAUUAUCAUAUUUUGUCACGAAAGUAUUCCUGUGCGGUAUCUUGAAGACAAGCUGCACCGUACAACGCGUAACAAGUCUUACAAUACAUGAACUAAAGGAAAGUAUUUAAAACAAAAUUACUGCCUUCCCCAAGAUUUGCUACAAUGUCUUCCUAGUUUGAAUAACAUGCUAAGAACGCCGAAUGUGAGAAUAUCGUUCUGAUGUCAAUUUGAAAAGUGAAGAGUCAGGCUACUUUCGACAUUUUCUCAUUUCCUUGCACCAUUCUGUACAUUCUACUGUUGGGUAUUUUUUGACCUAAAAAUAACAUUUUCAAUACUUGUUCACUUUUUCAAACGUUUCAAUGAUUCACGUAGAGGUUCAGUCAACAGUUUUUCUGUAUGAUUUCUGAUGAUUUAGUGAAUGUGAUAUGUCAUAUCCUAUAUAAUAUACUCCUCUGAUGCAGCAUAGAAUUGUUUUUGAAAUGAGAAUCAGCACAAGUAAAAAUGCAUGAUAAGAAUAACAUUUAAUAAGAAAUCACAUUUUCUGCGUUAUAUUAUAUUUUUAUUGUAUAAUAUGCAGAUAAAAAAUACCAGUCUACGAUAUUGAAUAGUUUUAACCAACCUACAUCUCCAGUUUGUAUGUUGAUUUAUUUUUAAUGAUCUGCUAAACAAAGCUAUUCGUCAGUUCAAAAUUUUAAUUAUUUAUAGGAUGCAAGAGAAUUUUAUUAUAAUAUUAAAUGCGGCAAUAUGCUGUGUUCUAACAGCAUUCAUAGUCAAUAGUAAAUUGUGAAAAUUUUAUAUCUAUUUAUGUAGUUGUGAUUCAAACCAUGAUUGUUAUCUGUAUGUAUCUGUAAAUCUUGACAACUGUGUAUUAUUGAAUUAUUUUAAAUUUAUAGUAGAUGAGGUAGAUUAAUAAUGUAAUGUAACUCAUGAUAUUGAACUUGGAUUAUUUUCAAUUUAUAUUAGAAGAGUUCGAAUUAUAACAAAGAUCGUUAUGCAUUUUCAAUAGUUUUUCACUGAAUAAUGGUAUCGCUUGUAAACCUCACUAUGUAUAAAAUAGACAGCAUCAAGUGGGCCUACACCUGAGUCGUAUAUUAUUGAAGAAAAUCUUUAUACUCAACUGAUGAAUAUAAUAAAUUAUAUUGAAGGAAGUUUACGAUCUAAUUACUAUUUAUACAUAUUGAAAGAUGAAAUUGUAAAAAAUAUUUGCAUUAUUAAUUAUACGUUUUUUUAUCAAAAUAGAA